AUGGCCAUCACCGAGACAAUCAAGCAUGCCGUCGGCCUCGAGGCUGGUCCUUCGACCUGUACGUUCUUCUCAACCACCAAUCUCAAUGGCACCUGCAAUCACCUCAAUCCACCUGAAGCGCAAACACCCACCAUCUUGCAACCCACUCUACACACUCGCUCGUCGAUUGGACUGCUCAGAACAUGA
Aureobasidium vineae is the source of this 186-nucleotide messenger RNA. The record is from the annotation of a GenBank genome assembly. Lineage: Eukaryota; Fungi; Ascomycota; Dothideomycetes; Dothideales; Saccotheciaceae.